Molecule: messenger RNA, 4350 nt
Organism: Dunckerocampus dactyliophorus (ringed pipefish)
Lineage: Eukaryota; Metazoa; Chordata; Actinopteri; Syngnathiformes; Syngnathidae
Gene: lmod1b
Product: leiomodin 1b (smooth muscle)
Exons: 3
Coding region: 166-2004 (612 amino acids)
Biological process (GO): pointed-end actin filament capping; muscle contraction; myofibril assembly
Cellular component (GO): myofibril; striated muscle thin filament
Molecular function (GO): actin binding; tropomyosin binding
Source: RefSeq, a predicted model, not a curated record
CUCGCUGCCAUGAUGCGGACCGCUUCUUGCACUCCGUCACUGGCACCCCUCCUUGCAAGAAUGUGAGUCCGGCUCGGGACCCACGCGUCAUAACUCCUGUUUUUGCGGAAAUUAUCGGAAUAUCACACCUGUGAUUUUUCAGCAAAACCUUCUUGCAAGUGUAUCAUGUCUAGGCGAAAGGUGAGAGGCCUGACCAGGAUGGGGCGCCAGGUCAGCGAGGACCCAGACCUGGAUAGCCUGCUGUCCACCCUGUCCCCUGAAGAGAUGGAGGAGCUGGAGAAGGACAUGAUGAAGGUGCCUGACCUCAACCCAGAGGACGGGAAGGUUAUCGUUCAGGGGGAACCUGCCAGCAACCACAAGGGGGACGCAAAGCGACGUCAAGAGGAGACACUGGAGCUCGAGUCGAAGAAGGAAAGCCUGAAGAAGAUGGGCCCCAGCCAGGAGGGCAAUGAAAACAUCAAAGGACAAAGACAAGGAGACACCGACACCAAAGACAGGAACACUAAAGGUCCGGAAGUCUUGAAACAGGAGCGAGGUCGGGUUUCGAAUAGAUUCAUGAAGCAGGAGAGUGCAGAGAGCGACCUGAAGGACAGAUGUGAGGACAACAGGACGAGGGACAGGAAAGCGAACCACGAGAGCACCGCCAGCAAAACGAAGGACGUGGUCUCCAAGAUACAGGAAAAGAAGGAGGACAGCAGGGAGAAGGACUGCAGGAGGCGGGACGACAGCAAAACCAAGGACAUCAUCUCCAAGCUGCGAGAGAAGAGCGAGAAGGAAGUUGGGAAGGACAGGGAGCGCAGGUCCGAGAGCAUCAGGACGCAGGGACUGGUUUCUAGGAUGUUGGAGAAGCAAAGCAAAGCCCAGGAGAACCAGGUUCUCGAAGAGAAGAAAGCUGAAGAAAAGAAGAUUACUCGUAAGGUAGAACGACAGGCAUCCCAGAGGGAGGAGAAAGUUGGAAAAGAUGGAGAAGAACUGUUCAACCACAGAGACCCUGUCAAAGAGAAGAAGAUGGAGAGUGUCGAAGUCAAAACUGAGGAGAAACUUGGCAAUUGUGUCGCCCAAAACGCCAGAACAAAUGAGCAGGAGGACGACGACGACGAAGACUCCAGCAUGUUCGACGAGCUGAUGGAGCAGCUCCGACGCGACGAACCGUCACUCGUUGAGCUCAACGUCAACAAUUCCGAGGUCAUCAAGACCAAGACGCUCAUGGAGUUUGCCGAGGCGCUGCACGGCAACACCCACGUCAAGAAGGUGGCGCUGGCCAACUGCCGCGCCGACGACCAUGUCGCGUACGCCAUCGCCGGCACGCUGCGCCACAACACCACCAUCACCAGCAUCAACCUGGACUCCAACCAUCUCACCGGAAAGGGCAUCCUGGCACUCAUCCAGGCGCUGCAGCACAAUGCCACCCUCACCGAGCUACGCUUUCACAACCAGCGCCACAUCUGCGGCGGAAAGACUGAAAUGGAAAUGAUCAAGAUCCUGAAGGAGAACACGACCUUACUCAAACUGGGCUACCACUUUGAGCUGGCUGGGCCCAGGAUGACCACCACCAACAUCCUCAGUCGCAAUAUGGACCGGCAGCGGCAGAAGCGCCUGCAGGAGCAGAAGCAGGCACAGGCCAACAACGGUGACAAGAAGGAGGCGCUGGAGGUACCCAAGGUGGGCAGCGGGGGAUCUUUGAGGUGCUCCCCUAAGGCGUCCCCUAAACCAUCCCCUAUGGCAUCGCCAAUGCCUUCGCCCAAGCUGAGCCCCAAGAAGGGUGCUGGGGCUCCUCCGCCACCUCCGCCCCCACCCCCACCUGGGGGAGGGCCUCCGCCCCCUCCACCUCUCAUGCUGGAAGUAGACUCCUUGAGGAAUUCCCUGACUCCGGUGUCGCGGAGGAGCCUGGACGGGAAGGGCCGAGGUGCUUGCAGGAACUCAAGGGACCAACUGCUAGCCUCCAUCAGGGGGAGCAACAUCAAGCAGCUCAAGAAGGUGCCAGUCCCCAAGUGGCUCCAGUAGGUUUUCCUGGGGGGAUCUGGAAAAGAAAGCAGGAGAUAAACCGUUCCUCCAGGAUGUGGCCCGAGAGCCAACAAUGAAGGAUGGAGGAUGAAGCUGCCCAUUUUUUACAGACACUGGACCAAAAGGACUUUGCGGAGAACGCGCGCCGCUAGAGGGGGUGGGCUCCCCACUUGUAGCCUGCAGAGAGCUUGUUUGUGGUCUUGGACGCUUUUGCUGGUUCUUUGCACUAGUAGGUGAUAUAUGAAGAUGGCCGUGUUGGCGUGUCAAUGUGGGAGUGCCUGACGCAACACUCCAUAACUUUUUAUACAACUUGUAACACACACAAAAGUCAUUUUAGUACUUUUAUUUAUUCAUGGAUCUGCCUUUUAAGUGUCAGGGAAUACAACAAACACUAUGACCCCACUUAAAAACACAACAUAAUUUAGAUUUUGAUUGUGCGUCUCAUGUCCAAAUAUCAACAAAUCUCAGGCAAAGUUGAUUUGGAAACUUUAACUUUAAUUACACAGUACAUGCUUAAUUAUCAGUAUUAUCAGGAAGCACAAUAACUGUCCAGUGCUUUUUGUUUGUACAGAAUAAUUCUAGCUGGCGUGAUACUUUCAUGUAAUCUCUAUCUAAGUGUUUUCUCUCAUUUGCAACCUUUCUUACAGAGCCUGUACAAUAAAAAUGUUUGCAAUGUCUGUAUUGACUAAACCACCAAUGUGCCUCUUUACAUUACUGUCAUUGUACAAUGUAUUCAAAUCCAACAACGAAAUUAAGAAACAUUUGAAAAGGUUACAGAAAAUUUGGGAAUGUAAGGAAAAACAUUGUCAACAAAACAUGACAAAAAAUGUUAGAAAAGGUUUGGAUUACAAAAGGGGAAAACAUUCUAAAAUUUAGAGGUAAAAAAAACCCAAAAGCAUUUGAAAAUGUAGAAAAGUUGGAAUAUAAAAAAGAAAAUUGUAAAUGUCAAAAGAUUUUUGGAUAGAAAUGUUAUGGUGGAAAAACAAAAAACAUUCAAAAAUGUAGAAAGGCUUGGAAUCUGAAAAAAACGAGUAAAUGUCCAAAUAUUUUGAGAUAAAAAAUGCUAGACUUUAAAAACAAAAAAAAAAUGAAAAUUGCGGAAAAAAUGGAACGUGUAAAAUUUGGGGAUAAAAAAUGUUAUGGUGGAAAAACAAAAAACAUUUGAAAAUGUAGAAAACUUUGGAAUCUCAAGACAAAAAAAUGGAAAUAUCAAAAAUUUUGGGAUGACAAAUGUUAGGGUUAAAAAACAAAAAAAAUUGAAACUGUACAAAAGUUUGAAUAUGAAAAAAAUGUUGGGGUAAAAAGUAAUUCAGGGUGUCAAACCAGCAAUAAAAAUAUAUUUGUAAAUGUUGUAGAAAAGUUUGGAAUAUAAAAUAUAAAAUGUCUAAAAAAGUCUUGGGUGUAAAAAUAACACACAAAAAAAUUUAAAUGUAGGAAAGUUUGCAAUAUAUAAAAAACAGUAGAAAAUUUUGAAAAGGCAAAAAAAAAACAACAACUGAAAAUGUCUCAAAUUUGGCGAUUUGUUAGGGUGUAAAAACAACAAAAAAUUUGACAUUUAUAACAUUUUAGAAAACAUUUGGUUGGAACUGAAAAACAAAAUUGGCUGUGGACAUUCAUUUCUAUUUUCUGCAUUUUGGCUGGGUGACUGUAUCUCUGUGGAUUGAUACACAUACCAGGUACUCGGUAAAGAGCAAAAUCAAAAUGUAUUGUUUUGGUUGCUGUGUGUUUGCAGGACUGUGCAAAAAAAACAUACCCAACAGUGCCAAGAAUUUAUGUGAGUAUCUGGAUAAAGUGUGUUUACAGGAAUGUAUCUUGACUAGUGUCUUGUGGGAAGCAGCCAUCAUGGCGCGGAGAGCAUGGAGACAAGCAGAAUGGCAGCAAGAGUACAGUUUACGUCUGACUUGUGCGGCCUUAGCCCUCGACAGCCAUGAAAUGUCUAUAUUUGGUCAUUUCUCCAGGAAGGCUCGCUCAGCAAUUCAUUCCUUUCUUGUUCCUAAUAACGGGCUGCAGGCCAAAGAGGUCUGUCGCUACACUGUGGCUACAGCAGCAACGAUAGUGAAAGAAUGAAAAACAUGGACAUUUUGGAUUAUUUGUAUGGGCUGUGUUUGUUGUGUUAUGACAUUCCAUGAAAAUACUAAUUGUCAUAAACUCUUAAGUCAUUACAUAAAUACUUUAUUUCUAUUCUAAAACUGGAUAAAUUGCUCAAUGUGGGAAAGGCCGCACGGUGGCCUAGUGGUUAGCUUGCUGGCCACACAGGAGAUUGGGAUUGGUUCGUUGGGCAUCUCUGUGUGGAGUUUGCAUGUUCUCCCUGUGCGUGCGUGGGUUUUCUCCGGGUACUCCGGUUUC